Molecule: messenger RNA, 3742 nt
Organism: Erpetoichthys calabaricus (reedfish)
Lineage: Eukaryota; Metazoa; Chordata; Cladistia; Polypteriformes; Polypteridae
Gene: gclc
Product: glutamate-cysteine ligase, catalytic subunit
Exons: 16
Coding region: 234-2117 (627 amino acids)
Biological process (GO): glutathione biosynthetic process
Cellular component (GO): glutamate-cysteine ligase complex
Molecular function (GO): glutamate-cysteine ligase activity
Source: RefSeq, a predicted model, not a curated record
GACAUGCUCCGCUCACCGCGCUCAGAACAAGAAACUCGAGGAAUCGGAUUUAACACACAGAGGGAAGCGCGACGGAUCUGGGCGGCUUGGAGGUGUGGGCAGCGACACUUUAUAACACCCUGCCGGCGGUAAUCUGCAUAGAAGCUUCUGCUGUGUGACAAGAGCAUCCCUCACAUGCGAAGUCCCCGCGUAUUUGAACUCCAGCGCUUGAAUCUGUCAGCUUUGUCGCCGCAAUGGGGUUGCUCACGCUGGGAUCGCCAUUGAGCUGGGAAGAGACCAAGAAGCACGCCGAUCAUGUCCGCAAACACGGCAUCCUGCAGUUCUUGAACAUCUACAACAAAGUGAAAGACCGACAGAAAGACGUACUGAAGUGGGGCGACGAGGUUGAGUACAUGUUGGUGCACGUGGAUCACAAGGAGCAAAAAGCACAAGUUUUGCUCAGUGGAGUGGAGGUUUUAGAUAUUCUGCAAGACAAAGGCGAGAAGACCAAUCCAAACCAUCCCACACUCUGGAGGCCGGAAUAUGCCAGCUAUAUGAUUGAAGGCACUCCAGGGCAGCCUUAUGGAGGAGCGAUGUCUGACUUUAACACUGUGGAAGCCAACAUGAAGAAGCGAAGGAGAGAAGCGUCCUCUGUGCUCAAAGACUCUGAGACUGUCAUCACUAUCACAUCAUUCCCCAGAUUGGGUUGUCCCGGCUUCACUUUUCCAAAAUUUGAACCAAAACCCAUUGAAAAAGGAGCAUCGAAAUCCUUCUUUUUUCCUGAUGAAGCAAUUCAUAAGCAUCCCAGAUUUUGCACUUUGACCAGAAAUAUUCGACACCGAAGAGGAGAGAAGGUAGCGAUAAAUGUGCCAAUCUUUAAAGAUAAAAAUACGCCAAGUCCUUUUAUUGAGAGAUUCCCUUUUAAUGAUGUCGAAGCCACCAGAGCAGCUUUACCAGACCACAUAUAUAUGGAUGCCAUGGGAUUCGGAAUGGGGAACUGCUGCCUUCAGGUGACAUUUCAGGCAUGUAGCAUCAGUGAAGCUCGAUAUCUGUAUGACCAGCUGGCUACAAUAUGUCCUAUUGUGAUGGCUCUCAGUGCUGCAUCUCCGUUCUACAGAGGCUACAUUUCCGACAUCGACUGCCGCUGGGGGGUGAUAUCAGCUUCCGUUGAUGACCGUACAAGAGAAGAAAGGGGUCUAGAACCCUUAAAAAACAGCAAAUAUCAAAUAAACAAGUCAAGAUAUGACUCCAUUGACAGUUAUCUCUCUGUAUGUGGUGAAAAAUACAAUGAUAUUGACCUGACAAUUGAUGAAGAAAUUAAUAAACAACUUUUGGACGCUGGAAUUGAUAAACUUUUGGCGCAGCAUAUUGCACAUCUUUUUAUACGAGAUCCUCUGCAGCUCUUUGAGGAAAAAAUUAAUCUUGAUGAUGCAAAUGAAUCGGACCAUUUUGAGAACAUUCAGUCCACCAACUGGCAGACGAUGAGGUUUAAGCCGCCCCCUCCCAACUCGGACAUUGGAUGGAGAGUCGAGUUUCGCCCAAUGGAGGUGCAGCUGACGGACUUUGAAAACUCGGCGUACGUCGUGUUUGUUGUUCUGCUCACCCGAGUGAUUCUUUCAUAUAAACUUGACUUUCUAAUUCCUCUGUCAAAGGUUGAUGAAAAUAUGAAAGUCGCCCAGAAGCGAAAUGCAGUACAUGAAGGCCUGUUUUACUUUAGGAAGGACAUUUUUAAAGGUUGUAAUCCAGUGGCUGAUGGAUGUGCGACUGCUCAGAAUGGCCUAGACGGUGAUACUGAGGAGUAUACGCUGAUGAGCAUUGACACCAUUAUUAAUGGGAAGGAAGGUGUCUUUGAUGGUUUAAUCAAAAUCCUGAACUGCUACCUGGAAAACAUGGAAGUGGAUGUAGAAACCAGAUGUACUAUCUUAAAGUACCUUAAACUUAUUAAAAUGAGAGCUUCAGGGGAGCUGAUGACGAUGGCACGUUGGAUGCGCGAGUUUGUUGCCAAGCACCCUGAGUACAAGCAGGAUAGCGUCGUGACGGACAGAAUCAAUUACGACUUCAUCGUGACGUGUGACGAGAUCGCCAAGGGAACACGCCGGUGUCCGGAGCUUAUCGGGGAGCCCGUCAGUCGAGCCUAAUCAGGUCGACAUUUGCACUGCGUUUGACCGAUGCAAUGUGUUUUUUGAGUUGCGUAACUACUAAAGUAGGAAUGUCUCUUAGUUACUGUGAUGUGUGCCCCCCUUUUGCAUGGUGUCAAGACCAAAUACGUUUUGUUGCACAAGGAAAAGGAGCUGCUGUGGUAGAGUCACUGUGCCCCCUUGAAAUGACUGAAGACAAGUACUUGACAGAGAUUUCUUAUCGAAUUUGUAUAUAAUAUCAGAUUUUUAUGAGUGACAAAUUAUUUUAAUAGCAAAGUUCCUAUUGCCUAAUAUCUUUGUAUAUAUUUUUUGUAUUCAUCUGGAUAAUGAAGCCCUUUCUGUUUGUUCGUGACGUUAUAAAGCAGGACUGAGCGUGUAAAUGCAGUGUUAACCCUGAGCACUUGUCGAUUUGUCGAAUCUACAGCUGUUGGUAGCUUUGGUGAGAUAGGAAUCCUUCAGAAGAAGCAAAUGCUAUUUAUUUUAUGGUGAAAAAGUUUGAAAAGACGUAUGAAUGGAUGUAGCAAACUUGAAAAAAAAACCAAAAACGAAGAUCGCCGAACACGUUUAGCGCAUUGGAGACGAAUGUCGUGCGGCGUGUUAGCGUUCUUAGUUGAUUGAACUCGUUUCGGUUAAGUUGCCUAAUUCUGCGUAGUUAGUUUUAUGAUCGGAGCUGCUUGCCCCCCACCAAUGGGAUCUCGUUUAAGCCGACUGACCGUUUAUCCCUGAGAUAGCAAAAAGCUCGGUUGGCGUUGGAGUGAUUUUUUUAUUUUUAAUAUAGUUUAGCGGUGUAGAAAUUGGAAGUUUCACCAAACUUGGCCUCUUCCUGACAUUGUACCCUGAACACCAUCCGACUCCUUCUGUUGAGGCUUCAAGAUUACGGAGUUGUAACUCGUGCUGCCGUCGUGCCAGUCGGAAAUGAACAUGGAAAGAAGUGCAGGCAGAUGGGCACGUUUCACAUAAUGAAGAAGUGACAUGGAAGGAAAAAUAAACACCUGGGAGGCUGUAAUUGGCGGGAGGCCUCCGUGUCUCGAUCGUGGCAGCGACGAACCCGCCAUCUGAAGGCGCUUGCCAGGCCAGACACGUGUAAUAAUAACAGAGGAGAAGUGCAGGCGGGUUAAGUGGGCCAGGCCUUCCAGAGUUUUCCUGUUUCUGAGCCAAAGUGGACUUUUAUAAGCAAGGGGGGGGGGGUUCCGUAAGUGGGGUGGGCAGUCAGUUUUUAUGAAACGUGCUUUACCUGUGAUAUCUGGAAGGGGUUUUGGAGCUGUUUCUGUUUUUGCCUUUUUAAUUAUUUUGUUUCAUUUUACGGCUCUAAUCCUGUUACGUGAUUACAUGUUGAUGUUUUUGUUUAGAAGUUUUGAUCGAAAAAUGUCGACAGUCUGCUUGAUUAUUCUUUUCGUUGUUGAGAUUGUCUCAGAAUUCCUCCUUUUUGUUUUGUUUCCAUUUCUGUUUUCCUGUUUGCUAGCUGUGGUGUCUAUGAAGAACAAGAAAUUUGGCAGAGCUGCUUUUUUUGUUUUUUAAUUUUUUUUUAAGUAUUGAUUUCUUGUGCAGGCCAGUUAUGAACUUGAACUAAUCAUUGUUUAAAGAUUUACAGUUGGUGUCGAAAUAAACGAAGGCCUUCUGUGUCA